Molecule: messenger RNA, 1635 nt
Organism: Exophiala viscosa
Lineage: Eukaryota; Fungi; Ascomycota; Eurotiomycetes; Chaetothyriales; Herpotrichiellaceae
Exons: 1
Coding region: 1-1635 (544 amino acids)
Source: RefSeq, a predicted model, not a curated record
AUGCGCUUUGCGUUAGGUUCCAGACGCUACGCCUCGCAAGUCAGUCCUACGAGCAAUAUUCCAGGUUCAAACGAAGACGAAGAUGACGACAAAUACUCAAAGAAUGCGAAGUCAAAGCAGUCAGAAUCGCGUUUCGGAUCGACCGUCUUCAAGGUGUUUGAGACUGCCGCAACCACCUUUGCUUCGAUCGCCAUCCUCGGGUUGGCUGGCUAUUCAUAUCACAUCUACUACAAAGACCUUGUCUUGCGGAAGAUGGACAUGGCAUUUACACCAGGUGAUCCUAUGCUAGACAUGGCCUCACCACCUGGGGCACAUGAGUCUGUUCAACAUGAUGACGAAACUGAACAUUGGGUCGACCGGCCUGAACAAACGAAAAUCGACAGUAUUAUCAACGGCGAGGCAAAAGGACGGUAUUUCCUGCUUGUUGGCGAGAAAGGAACGGGGAAGUCUACUAUGGUAUUGGAAGCUAUGCGCAAGACCAAUGGGGAAGGGGUAUCCAUGUUUGAAGCCCACGCCGACCCUGAGAUCGUCCGAAUCCGUCUGGGUAAAGCGCUCAACUACGACUUCCACGAAGAUUACAUUGGCUCACUAUUCUCCAUUCGCGGACCACGGGAUACGACAGCCUUGCUAGACAUUGAACGGGCAUUCAACAAGUUGGAAAAGAUAGCCCUGGCGCACCGAAAUGGCUCCCGCCUCCGGAGCAAGCGGAAAGGGCCCCUUGUGCUAGUUGUCAACUGCGCCCAUUUGAUCCGCACCGACGAGGAUGGCAAUGAUCUAAUCGAAUUGCUCCAGCAAAGAGCCGAACAGUGGGCAGCGUCAAACCUGAUUACGAUGAUUUUCAACUCAGAUGACUAUUGGGUCUACGAACGAUUGAAACGCUUUGCCACAAGAAUGGAAGUUAUACAGGUUCUUGACCUACCCAAAUCUCGUGCGAUCGCCGCUCUAGGCAGAUAUCGGGCAAGAUAUUUCCCAGAGCAGAAACGAGACCGGGAGGUCUUGAAACAGGUAUAUGAUCUCGUCGGAGGACGGCUGAACUUUCUAAGCCGUGUCGCCAAAAGCAGGGAUAUGCUCAGGAUGUGUCAUCGAAUUUGCGAAGCCGAGAAGACGUGGUUCCUGAAUCAGUGCGGUAUUUUGGGUGAGUCCAUGGACGACGACGUAAUGGACCAGCAAAAGUAUGCCAGCGCUGCCAUGGUCCUCGCCAAAGCACUGGUCGAGAAAGAAAAGGAGAUGGAGUUGCAUUAUGACGAACACAAGGGUCACGUCCUGCCUCAAAUCCCGCUGUACAUCGCUCGUCAGAUCAUGACCAGAGCUGACUUCAUUCAGCAAUAUGACCACGACAACAUAUUUACCAUCGACAGCACGGCCAUGGUGCGACCAGAUAGCGUUCCGAUGAUGAAUGCAUUCAAGGACAUCUGCUCUGAAGACGGAUUUGAUGAAUAUCUGCAAGCCACUCUGGAUCGCAUCUCGGCUAUUGAGAGCAUUAAUCGAACAAAAGAACUCACAUUCAAGGACUUAUGGACUGAGCAGAGCGGAGAACAGAAGGGCAAGUAUACAUUUCUUACCAAAGACCACAAAGGACGAGAGACAGGCACCAUCGAGAUGCGAGUCCAGCCGGACCAACCACCUGAAGAUUGA